Clarias gariepinus (North African catfish) is the source of this 2741-nucleotide messenger RNA. RefSeq names its product EF-hand domain family, member D2 (gene efhd2). The record is from RefSeq and is a predicted model, not a curated record. Gene Ontology annotation, molecular function: calcium ion binding. Lineage: Eukaryota; Metazoa; Chordata; Actinopteri; Siluriformes; Clariidae. The transcript has 4 exons. The coding region runs from base 259 to 957 and encodes 232 amino acids.
CGCGAGCUCACCACACAGGCGCGCGCAAGUCUGUUUGAAUUGUGCUGGACAUCGAGUGAACCGUUGAGCGGCGUCAUUAAGCUCGUGCGUUAGAUUUUCAGAUAACCGACGCACCAGCACGUAACGUUUCUCAGGGUUUGACUGACUGAAGACAAGUCACGGCUGUACGGACAUUGUAGAGUCAAGCGCUUUCCAACCCAUGUGGUUUAUCUAGUGUGCAGGGAGCGUGUGAUUAAUUAUAAACCGUUAAACAGUAACAUGGCCUCGGACGAGCUGUCAGCUAAGCUGAACCGGAGGAUGAAGAUAGAGGAGGGCGAGGAGGAGCCGCAAGCCGUGGACGAGGCUCAUGCGAACGGCGCGCACGAGAAAGCGGCUACGGCCAACGCCGACUCCGAGCUGGGAGCCAAACUGCAGCGGCGAGGCGAGCUGAACGAGGGAGUCGGCGAGCCCCAGCAGCACAGCAUGAAGGUGUUCAACCCGUACACCGAGUUCAAGGAGUUCUCCAGGAAGCAGAUUAAGGACAUGGAGAAAAUGUUUAAAGAAUAUGACUCUGGGAAGGAUAACUUCAUUGACCUGAUGGAACUAAAGCUGAUGAUGGAGAAGCUCGGUGCUCCACAGACUCAUAUGGGUCUGAAGAACAUGAUCAAAGAAGUGGACGAAGACUUGGACAACAAGCUAAACUUUAGAGAGUUUCUUCUGAUCUUCAGGAAGGCAGCAGCAGGGGAGCUGCCCGAGGACAGCGGGUUGGGAGUCUUGGCUCGUCUCUCUGAAAUUGACGUUUCCACUGAGGGUGUGAAAGGAGCAAAGUCUUUCUUUGAAGCCAAAGUACAUGCCAUUAACGAGUCAAACCGGUUUGAGGCAGAAAUCCGUAACGAGCAGGAGGAGAAGAAACGACAGGCAGAGGAGAAGAAACAGAGACAAGCAGCGUUCAAAAAUCUACAGUCGGCCUUCAAAUGACCACCUUCCUGUCCUGUUAGAGACCUGCUUUAACUGUCCUCGACUUCCUCAUCGUUUGUGUCUGUCUCCUGUUUGUCAGCACGCCAUAGCAGAGAUACUAUGCAACGCUUUAAGAGGUUUUCAUUUCAGGUUCACUUCCUUAAUGAGGGCUUUUUGUGUCAGUUUCAAGCAUAAAACUUUAAGUUGGAUGUUGAAGUGACUACUUAGAUCAUCUUUAUAUGUUUCUCUCUUGUUACACUGGACUGGAUGUAUCUUUAGCUAAAUUCGUUCUUCACCGAUAUAAUUUAACACACGUAUGUGCAUGCAUGCAAGAGCUUUCUAUUUCACGUCACUGUCAAAUUUUUCUUCAGUCAAAUAAGCGGCAUAGGGGUGAUUUAUCUCUUUUAAACAGGAUUUUUUUUAUUGUUUAAAACUGUUGGAUUAGAUCGGCACAUCCAGUCCAUUAUGUUCCUGUUGUAAAGUAAAGACUAGGUUUCAUGGUAUCCUUGCUAACUGGGUGAGUAAGGCGAUUAUUGUUAUUUACGUAAGCCUUACUUAAAAAAUGUCAGGAUUUUUUACACUGUGGCUUGCAAAGGUGUGUAAGAGCAUGCAUGUGAUGGUGUGUUUUGGUAGGACGGGUUUUAAUUUUAUUUCUUUUUCCUUUAGAAUGAUAACUGUGAUGCCUGACAAUCUUCCCCUUAAAUGGAUCUCUAACAUCAGCUUCUGUUGCUUUUUCAGAGUCUCUCUUACUUACACACUUUGCCCACAAGCAUUUCCAUUUUUGUGGAGCACUAAAUGCCUUUUACUAGUCAUUAAGUCUCAUUUAUUUUUGUAUAAUUGUUGCCAGUCCUUUUGAAAAAUGUGAUAUUUUCCCCACACACAAUCGUCAGUACUAACCUGAUUUGUACCAGACAUUUGUAUUCAUAGCUUGUUUACAUGUUUUAACUGAUGCUCAUAAUGGAGGAGGGAUAUAAGAGAUUAUAAGUAGUGCAGGCUUAAAUGAUCAUCUCCUCCUUUUAACUGCAUGCACUAACACUUUAGUGUCAGGUUCCAGUGUAUGUGCAUGCUGUGCUAUAGCCAGUACACAGCUUGAAGAAUCUGAAAAGGUGUCGAUCCUUUCUUUAAAAUAAAAUCUGCUGCUGGCAUGAAAAAUUGCUUACCCCUCUCAGUAAAGCUCAGUAGAUGGUGUUUUUAAUGUUUGUAUUUACAUUAACAUUGUGGCAAGUCAAUAUUUUUCUACAUGUGUGUAACAUCAGCCUGGAAAAUUUAUUUUAAAUAACAUUCAUUCUACAAAUGUUUUACCAUGGAGGAAAAGGGCACUUCGAUGUAGACAAAAUUGUCUGUUUCCAUUUAAAUGAUUUUAAAUCAUAGUUAAAUUUCAGUUCUAUGACAUUUAAACUUUUGUGAAUUACAGCACACUUCUGAACAGGUGAUCUGAGAGAGGUGUAAAAUAAAUGUAAUAUUUUUUUGCCAAAAAUAAAGUUAAAAUACAUUUAGUUUUGUAUGGUGAGGGGCCUUUUAAAAGCAUUUUUCAAAAUACUUUCUUAUUGUUCAGAAACUUGACUCCCUUAACAAUGUCAGCUGUUGAAGUGUUGUUCUGUGAUUAAAUGUGAGAUUUUUCUGUAUUUUAAUUUUUUUCUGCUAUGUAUCCUGUUAUAUUCAUGUUAAGUACAGUAUAUUUGGAGACACUGGCAGGAUGUGAUUUGUUUUAUGAACAAUCCAACAAAUAAACACAUGAAUAUGUUUCAUAGCUUUAUGUCUUCAAAUGUCGAGUGUUCUGUAGAUUAAAUGUGGAGUUUAAGUAA